Tuber aestivum (summer truffle) is the source of this 7473-nucleotide messenger RNA. The record is from the annotation of a GenBank genome assembly. Lineage: Eukaryota; Fungi; Ascomycota; Pezizomycetes; Pezizales; Tuberaceae.
CUUCGCUUCGAACUCUUUGAAUUCAUUCUCUUUCUGCUUUUUGUAUUCUUCGAUCUCUUUUUGAGCUUCACUGCGGGCAUCCUUAACUUUUUGUGUCCGAUCUGUGAUAGGUUUAGUGAGAUGCUUUAAUGGGUAAACAGAGGGGGGUAAUGGAGGGGUUGCGUACAAGCUCUCGCUAGAGUGAGCAUCACCAUCAGAGUUAGCAGCCAUCAACCUCUCCUGAAUCAGAAAUGGAUAAAAAGACAUCUGACGACGUUCGUUGUGGCAAACAUGAGCUUCUACCUUUCUGAACUAUCUUCUGCGCUUCCCUCUCAGCCUAUCCAGUAAAACUGUCAGCAUCACCAUCACUGUCACCAUCACCCCAUUUCAAUAAUCCCACAAAGCUUGGCGGUACGCACAUCGAGGAGGGUUAGAAUCCCAGCAGAGUUUUGAACGGACUGUCAAAAUAAAGUAAGUAAGCCUUUAUAGCUUCUAGAAGGUAGAGAGCUAGCAGUAAGGAAAGAUAAAGGUUACCAUUGUCUUGAUUUCGUAUGACUCCGGGAAGGCGGGUUUUUCGAUUGAUCGAUCUGAAGAGAGGGGGUUUUAAGUGGGUUGAUUGGAACCGAACGAAGGAACCAACGAUCUUAAGCAUAAGGGUGCGGCAGAACCUGCUCUUCGCUCUCAUCUCGUCCUUUUCAGGUGCCAAGCUUCACGCCCCUUGCAACCAUCCCAGGGUCUCAAAUCUCCUGGGUCUCUUCUCUUUCUAGCGUGAUCAACAAUCAACAGUUUACAGGGAGACCGGUUCAUUUCCCUCGGACUCCCUAUGAAAAGAUAGAAGACUCGACUGUGAGUUCCUAUCCAUUGUAUCUCCCCUACCAACCUGAACAUCAAACGCGUAAAGAGCGUUUGACCUUGCCUCUCUUUGUCACUGCAAAAGUCAUAAUUUGUACUUUGGUUCCUGAGUGCCCAUUUUUCCCCCUCUCUUCCUUGCAAGCUGAUAAACCGCACACUUUCCUCUAGUUGCAGUUCACCUACACCUUUGCGCACUGUUUCUCCGUCUAGCUACAUUUGCCCCUUACGUGUGGUUCGAGCGGGACGGUUGGAGGCGGCGGUGCUCCUGGAACUUUGGGACUUGCACCUGCCGGUUAACAAACUAUAAUGGCGGGUGGUAAUAUCAAGGUGGUUGUGAGGGUCCGGCCGUUCAACAGUAGAGGUACUUACUGCCUUCCUCCUCCUCAAUAAUACCGGUAUGGGGUUGUGCCGGGUGCUCUGAGCUAACACUACUGUGUGGACGACCUGUCCCGUGUGGAAUUUAGAGAAGGAUCGCGGCGCAAAAUGUAUUGUUCAAAUGAAAGACAGCCAGACGGUCCUGGUCCCGCCCCUUGGAGUAGAGAAGAGCGCGGGAAGUAAAGCCGCAAAAGAUAGUGGACCUAAAGUUUUCAAUUUCGACAGGAGUUAUUGGAGUUUUUCAAAGAGCGAUUCUAAUUACGGUGUGUUGGCUUUGGUUAUUCGAUGGGUGUGAAUGGGAACGUUCUGAUGGAUUUUAUAGCGGGCCAGGAGAAUCUGUUUGACGACCUCGGGAGACCAUUGCUAGAUAAUGCCUUUGAAGGUUAUAAUAAUUGCAUUUUUGCUUACGGCCAGACUGGAUCUGGGAAAUCGUACUCUAUGGUAUUGUUCAGCUCUACCUUGUGCUUCUCUAGGAAACUUACGAGUGACAUUUUGGGAGUGCAAUACAGUUCAAUGCUAACCAUUCAUGGAUGGGUAGAUGGGCUACGGUGAGGAAUACGGCGUAAUCCCGAAAAUUUGCCAGCAUAUGUUUGAACGAAUGUGAGUUACAUCCCCGGUAUAUUGAAAUGAAGGUCGUCCAGAGCUGAUACUACUGUAGAACUGCCCAACAAGCGGACCCGAACCUGAAAUGCACCGUCGAAGUGUCCUAUCUAGAGAUUUACAAUGGUAUAGUUGUGAGUGGUUCUUGUUCUGCCCAUACAUGUCUUCUGACUAUUUGGAUAGAGCGAGUUCGCGAUCUCUUAAACCCAAGUACGAAAGGAAACCUAAAGGUUCGAGAACAUCCUUCAUUAGGCCCAUACGUUGAAGACCUUGCGAAGCUCGUAGUGAGCUCCUUUAGUGAGAUUGAGCAUCUCAUGGACGAGGGAAACAAAGCGAGAACAGUUGCCGCGACAAACAUGAAUGAGACAUCAUCACGUUCCCACGCUGUGUUUACUCUCAUAUUAAGUCAAAAACGGCAUGACGUUGAGACGGGCUUUGAUACCGAAAAAGUUUCCCGAAUUAGUCUCGUUGACUUAGCUGGUUCUGAGAGAGCUACGUCUACUGGUGCCACUGGUGCUAGACUAAAGGAGGGAGCUGAAAUCAACAGGUCCUUAUCCACGCUCGGUCGUGUAAUCGCAGCUCUGGCAGAUCUAUCCUCGGGGAAGAAGAAGAAUGCAAACAUGGUUCCUUAUCGAGACUCCAUUUUAACCUGGCUGCUCAAAGAUUCUCUCGGUGGCAACAGUAUGACAGCCAUGAUAGCAGCUAUCUCACCGGCCGAUAUUAACUUCGAUGAAACUCUUUCUACCCUUAGAUAUGCCGAUUCAGCCAAGAGAAUCAAGAAUCAUGCGGUGGUGAAUGAGGAUCCAAACGCCAGAAUGAUCCGAGAGCUCAAGGAAGAGCUACAACAAUUGAGACAGAAACUAUCUGGUGGCGGUUCGAUGCCAGAAGAGAACUACGCCCCAGAUACGCCUCUUGAAAAGCAAAUUGUCACUAUUACUACUUCUGAUGGACAGGUGAAGAAGGUUUCGAAGGCCGAGAUUGCAGAGCAACUGAAUGCGUCUGAGAAGUUGCUAGGCGAUUUGAAUCAAACCUGGGAAGAGAGGCUGGAAAGGACGCAACAAAUUCACAAAGAGCGUGAAGCAGCGCUGGAGGAGCUGGGAAUUAGCAUAGAAAAAGGAUUUAUUGGGCUCUCAACUCCAAAGAAGAUUCCUCAUCUCGUCAAUCUCAGGUUGGUGAUUUUCCUUAUCCCCAUUCGCAAAUAGCUUACCUAUACCAGUGACGACCCACUGUUGGCGGAAUGUCUAGUCUACAAUAUCAAGUCAGGAACCACGUCAGUUGGAAACGUCGAGACCUCCCCUACUGCACAAAUUCGUCUGAAUGGUUCAAAGAUCCUAACCGACCACUGCCGAUUCGAAAACGAAAAUGGUGCUGUGACAUUGAUCCCUAACCACAAAGCUGCUGUCAUGGUCAACGGUUUGAGAAUUGAUGGCCCCAGAAGGCUACGGACAGGUUAUCGAAUUAUCCUGGGCGAUUUCCAUAUAUUCAGAUUCAACCACCCGCAAGAGGCCCGCGCAGAGCGAGACAAGCUACGACAGUCUGUAGCAAUAAAUUCUGAUCAUCGUCACUCAUUAAGCAGCGGAAUCACUAUUGAUGCGCUGGAGAGAGCUGAAUCUGAGACGAACGGCAGCAGGCCGGAUUCUCCAGCUAUGGUUCCAGCAAACAGCCGUGACAUUGAUUGGUCAUUUGCUCAGAGGGAAGCGGAAGAGAUGAGGCACAGAAAUAUUCGCAGAGGGCGUCCCGAUAGCCGUCUUGGUUCAAUAGAUGAUGAAACCGAGUCUGUCAUGUCUUUUCCGGGAAUUCGAGAAAAAUAUGCCUCCAUUGCUACUCUGGAUGAGCUCUCACUCGAUACGGCAAUUACUAUGCCGGCGACUCCUCAGCAGGGCGAAGCUGAGGAGAGACUGAGAUUCAUAAAAGACGAGAUGCAAGCCCAAUUGGAGAAACAGAAAGAAGAGUAUCAACAAAGGCUCAAAGCAACUGAGGAAGCUCAUGUUGAGAUUGAAGAGAUCAAAGCCGAGAAAAUCAAAAUGCAGAAAAGGCUUGAAUUGGCUAAGAAAGAGAUGCAAGAGAAACUGGAGAUGCAGCGAAAGGAGUAUGAAAGCCGACUCGAAGAGAUAUCACUUUCUCCUCCAAAGGCCAGAGAUCCCGAGGAUGGCCUAACAGAUAUGGAAAAGAAGCUGGCCAGAUUCACAUUUGAUCAUUGGCGUAAGCGAAGAUAUGUACGGAUGGCAGAGUCAAUACUACAGCACGCCGCAGUCCUAAAGGAGGCGCAGAUAAUGAGCAACGAAAUGGAGAAAUCGGUGGUAUUCCAAUUCACAAUUGUGGACGAAGGCCAUACAUUCCAGUCUAGUUACGAUUUAGUAUUAAACGGAGUAUCGGCUGAAGAUGACGAAUUUCUUGACAUGGCACGAAAACCUUGUGUAGGUGUCCGUGUGAUGGAUUUCGAGACCAAUGUUGUUCACCUUUGGUCUUUGGAAAAACUACAAAACCGUGUGGGCCAAAUGAGACAAAUUUAUCAAUACCUAGAUAGGCCGGAGUAUCUACAGGUAAGAUCGCCUCCGGCUCCCUAGUACUACCUCUUUCUAAGACUCCUAUAAAGCACCUUCGCCCUAGAGACCCAUUCUCGGAGCCAACCCCCCAACAAUACUCGUUGAUCGGAGACGUUGAUGUUCCCUUGACGGCAGUAUUUGAGACUCGUUCCCAGGAUUUUGUACUUGAUGUCAUAUCACCCCAUACGGCAAGUGUGGUUGGAAUCAUCAAACUUGCACUUGAACCUUCAUCAGCGGAAGCGCCCUCGCCAACUCUCAAAUUUAACGUUGUAGUGCGAGAGCUACAAGGCUUUGCCGAACGGGAGGGAACAUCAGUCCAUGCUCAAAUGUUCAUUCCCGGUAUAUCUGACGAGAGCGGCGCCACUACAACUAGCAUGAUAGCAGAUUUUGAUGAAGGUCCAGUGAAAUUUGGAAGUACACAUCCCAUGAGUAUGCCCCUCGGAGCUCCGCUGAGAAACACUACUCUUCGAGUAGCCAUAUUUUCAAAAAUCACAAGCAUGCAUCUCGAGAAACUCAUCAGUUGGGAUGACAUGCGAGAUCACAAAUCCGCAUCACAGAAAAAACGAAAUGCUCGACUAAACGAGACAGAGUUCUAUACUGAGGAGAAGCAUGACAUUUUUGCCCGUGUCCAAAUAUUGGAACUAUCUGAGUCUGGGGAUUACCUUCCGGUCGAGGUUAUCCAACAAUCUGAAACCGAUCCUGGGCUAUUCCAGUUACGCCAGGGACUGCAACGUAGGGUCCAACUUAACCUUACGCAUAAUUCGGGUGAUGCCUUCCAAUGGAGCGAGAUCACACAACUCCGAAUCAGUCAAGUGCGGCUGCUGGACCCCCGAGGGAAAAUACCUGAUAUGUCAUCACCAACCCGCGAAAUACAACUCAACACGGUUCUAGGACCUGUGGUUAAGAAGAAUUCCGAUGGCACCGGUACAAUCGGUGUUGUUGCCCAAUGGGAUUCCAGUCUCCAUAAUUCCAUAUACCUUGAUCGAACCACGGCAGACAAGUACCGUGUCCAAAUGAAUCUCCGGUGGAAUGUGGUUUCUGACAAGCUAUCAGAGCCAAUCGCUUUCUCACAGGACGUUUUUUCGCAAGUGCAACCCAGAGUGCUUAAAAGCCCUAAUAAAUUCAUGCAGCUGUGGAACAAUAACAGAAUUACGCAUGCAAGUGUGGGACUUUUCCAGUUGGUCAUUCGGCCAGCUGCAGCCCGUAGGGCGGGCGAUCUCUGGAGAAUGAAUACUAUGCACCGAUAUGUGAAGGGCGAAGAAUAUCUUGGCGAGUGGACACCUCGCGGUGUAAGCUUGGUGAGAGACUUUCUUAGAGCGAAGAGGAGGAGAAUGAGGGCCGCUGAAGUUGAGAACGCCAAGGGGUUCUUAAGCUCUUUACCGGUCACCAGAAAUGUAACCCCAAAGCCCGGGGCGGGGGAGCCCACAGCAGAAAGGUCUCGCGAGCGCCCCAGGGAGGCCCCGCCGCAGGAAAGCUCUUAUGGCGAAGCCAUAGAGCCCAGUGAGGGACGGGGCGAAGUUGACAGAGAGCCCAAGUUAUCAGAUGACACGAAGGUCACCAAAACCGUCCAAGAACCCCCGCCAACUAAAGACGUGCAAGAUGCGGAUAGAGCUCUAGAAGACCCGCCAGAUUGGGCGCCAGAACACACGCCAGUAGAGAUUCCAGCAGGAAGCUCCGAGGGGGAUUCUGAGAGCAGAAGAGAGAGCUUCCAGGGGAGCCCAGAAUGGAACUCGGCGGAAAUGUCGGAAGGGACAGCAGCGAGGGAGUCGAUUACGGGUGAAAACGUUGCCCUAAGAGAAGAGGAUCCGCAUAUACACUUGCUGCGUAGAUAUGUGGACUUGUGGUCCUCGUGGAAAGAUCCCAGCGAGGUAGGCAGCGGUGUUCGCGAACACGUUUGUAAAGGAAAUAUGCUAAGGGGAAACACCCACUCUAGAAUAUACUCGUACGACAGAACACGGAACCCCCACAGGAUGCAGCUUGCUUUGCUGAGCCAACAGAAGCUGAACCUCCACGAUUGAUUGCCGAGGUCCGGCAGAUCCCCAAAAGGUUUAUUGAUCCAAGUACAAUUCAAAAAUACACUCUCUAAUGUGCUCCCCUCCUGUAUAGUACCUCAGUGUUGAAGUCGGGUUAUCUGUUUAUGCCAGAUGAAUCCAACAAGGUAUGGAUCAAGAGGUACUUUGAACUGCGGCGACCCUAUCUACACGUUCAAUCGAUCACAGACGGGGAAGAAAUCACAGCCAUUAAUCUCACCCACUGCCACAUCGACCAUAACCCUCACGUUCGAAAACUCCUCAGAAAGCAGAACAAUAAUAUAUUCGCUGUGUACACGCCGCUCAAUACCUAUCUCUUCGGGGCAAAGAGCGAACGAGAGAUGAUUGAAUGGAUAUUAAAGAUAGAUCAAUCCCAUUUCGACACCAGCACUAGUCGGAGCAACACGCCUGCCGACGAAGAGCGGAGAGUACCCUCGGGUUAGCGCCAACGAAUGUCGUACUAUAUCAUGAAUCAUGGGGAAGGCGAUUUCAAGAUACGGCAGAAAUGAGUGCCUGUGUUUGUUUUUCUUCUUUCUUCAAUAAGGGUAUUCAAGGCUUAAUUCCUAUUUUCCCCUACUUCUUCGAUCGAAGACCGACUACCCGUUUCUUGGUUUGUUUUUCGAUAAAGCUUUAUCAUAGAGUUUGGCGUUUAAUUAUUUCCUCUCUCACCAGGGGGUUUCCUACGGGGGGGUGGGAACACGCAAAGGGUAAAGCCGUGUGGGCACCCAUCGUAGAGAUGGGAGGCCGGAUGGGAAAUCAUGCUCAUGUGCUCUCUGGCCAGGCCAGAAGCACCACGAUGAAUGAUGAAAGCGGUUUCUUUUUUUUCUUUUUCCUUCCCUUUCUUUCCCUCCACAUUUGCACUUGAAACGUUUUCCAAUCAGUUUAUUCAUUAGAGUAAUACCCCAUACACUACCUUCUGAUAGUGUCCGACUAUCAUGGUUACGAUAGCUAUGAUGAUAACUAUUACUUGUACUGUACCCUUCUGGAGAUCGCUACUGCAGCAGUUGCACUGUGGUGAAGAUUACUACUCGGAGCCUAGCCCUGCGCCCGCCAUACCGUAGGAGCUCGAAUAAUAGAACGGUGUGCCAUGU